CAUUUCCCUUUCCCUUUCGUUUUCAGGAAGCAAGCUAUUACUAGUCACUAGUGGUUUGGUGAAUCAUCAUUAAAAUAUUAUUUACAAAACUUUUAAGUAAAGAUUUACUAGUAAAGAAACAAACCAGCUUUAAAAGGUAAAAUAAUUCGAGCUUAACUGUUAAGGCUUAAAAAUGUGAAGCCCUAAGGCUAAGCCGCCUAGCCUAAUUACAUUUUUUUUCCUUCUAUUUAUAAAUUUAAAAAUUUAAGAAAUAAAUAAGACAAAAAGAUUAAUAUAAUUAUAAGUUAAUAAAUUAUAAUAAAUAUAAUGUGUAGUAAGUGUAGUGUUAGCCUAGGUAGACCAGGACCUACUAAUUUUACUAUUAUAUUACUACUUAUACUUCUACUACUAGACUAGGACAAGUCUAUUUAUAAUUUAUUAUUUAUUAAAUUAGUAACUAUAUAUAAAUUAAAUAUAUGCAUUAUCAUUAUAUGAUAUGUAUGAUCUGAUAACCCAUAUCUAUGCCUUGCCGGCCUAUGGCUAUAUUAUAUCUAUUAAUUACUAUACUUAUACUGCCUAUAAUUAGCAAUCUGAUAAUCUCAUAAUUUAAAUUGUAGUUUAGUAUAAAUUCAUGAUAUCAUCAUACUCAUAGACUCUUAUUAAAACGAAAAAAGGUUGUAUUUGAAAACUUUCCGUCUAGUCUUUCAUACAUUCAUAGAUUCUUAACUAAGUUUUUUCAAAUUUCGAUUUUAUUUCCUUUUGUUUUUAUUAUUGUGUUUGUCGAUGAAGGCAUUCAGCCAAAGCGUAAGUUGAAUUUUCCUCAAGUUGUGUCGCAAUUCGGGCUUUCACUUUUGCAUACCAUGUCCUUGAUUAUGUUAUUUAAUCUUACUAUAUUAUCCUUGAGCUGUUACUAAGAAGUACUAAGUUUUUAAAAAAUGAAAUAUUAUAUACUUUUUUGUUGUUCAAAGGAAAUAAUUAAAUAGUUGAGUUUUGAAAGCUUAAUUUUUAUUUCUUUUCAUAAUUUAAGGUUAAAGAAUUUUUAAAAUUUAGUUUUGAUUUAUUUAAACGAUGAAUUUUGAUAUUUUCUUUAUAAUAAAAAAUUUUUAAAACUCUAACCUAAGACAUAUUAAAGUAAAGUAAUUACUAUUUUAUUUUCAUGAGUGUAAGUAAGUAAAUGCAAUUAAAUAUUUUUUUAAUCCAACACAAAUUUUAGUGAGUAAUUAUCAAGAUUAAUAACAUAUAUUGGUCUCAAUUUUAACUUUAAACUGAAUGUUUGCUCAAACAAAUGGCUGGGUUUAAUUUGCUGAUUAAAACACUGGGGAAAUGAGAAACACUGGGGGGAAGAAAAACCUGAUGGAAGAAAAAACAAUAGAACAUGUUGGCAAAAGCCCUUUAUAACACACAAUACCAAUCAAAUCAAAAUAAUUAACAUUUAUCUUAUGCCCCGAAGUACUGAAAGCUGUUAGGCACGACAUUUAUUUCAUUUACAACUUGUAAUAUGAAUCCAUGUGAAGCCUGUUCCUCAAAGUUAGACGAUUGCUCAUUUGUUCUUCUUUCAAUUGUGCUAUGAGUCAGUGGCCAUGUUGGUUUUUUCCUUUUCAAAUAACAAAUGUUCAAACAGACUUAAUAAGUCUAGGCCUUAAUGUCCUAUAAUUAAUGCAAUUGGAUGACUCUGUUAACAUCAGAACCUUUUCAAUAUGCACUCAUGAUUUUGUUCACUUCUUAAUUCCCAAGAUUCCAUGUUUGGUAAUAAAAUAAAUACUGACAUCCAUCAAACUAUUAAAACACAAAAUGUAUAACUCUUUAAAUCUAAAGUUGAUUUUCCAUGACCUUUGACAUCCUGGAAUUUUAAAGAUUUUUAACUCUGUAAGAAAAUCUUCUAGUUUUCAAAACAUCAAAAGUAUUUUGUUGAGAAUGAUUUCACAAAUUUAUCCAUGAUUUCUGAAUUUAACUUGUACCUGUCACAUCUAGAUGAGCACAGACGUUCGGUUUGAGGAUGAAUCUGCUUUCAGUGCAGCAAUUUCAGAUGUCAGGAAUGACAACAGUGAAGUGAAUUAUGUCAUUUGUGGACAUGUUGAUGGGAAGCCCAAUGUAAUUGGAGUUCUCUACACGGGCCUUGACCCAUCUGAAAUAGGCUCCAAGAUGGACCCGUCUGAGUCAUUGUAUGCCCUGGCUCGAUAUGAGACAAAGUUUGACUUGUCCACUACUGUCAAGUUCGUUUACAUCCAUUGGUAAGAUUAGUUUUUGGACAUCUUUGUCUCCCUUCAGCAUUUUUAAAUAACUACUUACCUGCAUAUAUAUUUUCAAACAAAUUUCUUACAUUGACCGUUAUUAUCCUUUACAUUGACAUCAAUAAUUCCUAUAAGAUUCUAUAAUUUCAACAAAUCAUAUUAUCCCUGGCCAGGAUUGGAGAGAGUUUACCAGUUGCAAAGAAGGGCAGGUAUGGAGUAGUCCAUGGAAGUAUCGAGGCGAGGUUUUCUCCUUAUCAUCUCCUUGUAGAGGCCAGUACACCAGAGGAUUUGUCCAGUGACAAGAUUUUACAAACAGUAAUUUUCUUUAAACUAACUUUACUUUGUGAAAGUAAAAGGUCAUUGGGGAAAAGGGGGGGGGGGGGGAUAUUUUGAAAAUGUUCUAUCAGAUAUGGUCUAGUGUAGGGGUGGGCAAACUUUUUGUGCGGUGGGCCACAUUGAAAAAUGUAAAGCUAUUGGGGGGGCCGCAUGUAUAUUAUGUCCAAUUUUUACAUGUUGAUAAAAAUUUCUCUAUAUUUGGUAAAUUUGUAUUUUAGCAUUACAUGAAAAAAGUCAAGGACUGUUUAAUAAAAUUGAAAAUUAGAAAGAAAGUUGAUCAAAAAUGUUAAAACAAUCACAAGGGUACAUGAAAUUCUGUAAAAUUAAACAAAAUAACUUUAAAACAAAGAAUUUUUAAAUUUCUUAAUGCCUUUGAGAGCUGCAUAAUAUCAGUUGCCGGGGUGCAUGCGGUCCAGGGCUGUACUUUGCAAACCCCUGGUCAAGUGGCAUCUUUAAACGCCACCAGGUCAUUGUUAUUUUUCUAGAUGAAUUGGUCAUAGACAUUUAAAAAAUGUGGCUUUAAAGUCCAUAAUUUGAAAAAUUUCAUAUAAAUAGAUCUGAAAGCUUGUCCACUUAAAGGGAAAUUAAGGAAAGUUCAUGAAAUGCUCAGUUAAAAUUUUUAUUUGUAUAAAUUUGGGAAUAAUCAUUUAAUUUCAAUCUCCCUCCCACCCUUCCCAUCUCAGCUGGCAUAACUACACUGAAAACUUUUAUUUGUCAUGUUUAUGUUUAUCAUUGUUGUUCUUGGAUUCCUCAUUUCUGAGUCUUAAUCUUUGAGCAUCUCAAUAACCCACAUGGUCACAGAUGAUCCAACCCAAUUAGACAAGCUGAACACUCUUAGCCUUUGUUUUUUUUUCAGUUGAUGGAAUCGGCAGGGACCAAGUCGAAAGUUUUAGACGAUGAUCAAAUUCCUCAACGACAGAUGAGGGGCUUCACCGCCACCCAGCUACCACAGCGGAACAAGAAAGCCAACUUCGGCGUCUCUGCCGUGUCUACUAAAGGGGCUGAGGUGGAAAUUUUACCAGAGGUCCAGGAAGCCGUAGCAAGAGUCAGAAGUGAUGGAGACCUGGCGACAUGGAUGGUGGCUGGAUACAAGGAUUCUAAUCCAAAGGGUAUUUAUUCAAAUGAAUGUGCUGAUGGUAUAUAUGAAUAUAGAUAGAUAGAGAUAAGAUUCUUUUAUUGAUCCAAACAAAUGAAAAUGCUUUUUGAUUGCAUUGUUCAUUUUCAGCAUCUACUUAUAAAAGAUAUAGGUUCCAAUAGUCAUAAAUAGGUGUAUAAAAUAUAUUGUAUUUAUGUAUGUAUGAAAGCUUUCCAGGCAAUGGCAGGCCAUCUGCGUUCUCCCAGUGGAAUAUAGCCUUGGCAAUCUUGGCAUGCAAUGCUAACAAUACUAUAUAUAUCUAUAUAAAGUAUAUUUGCUAAUGGCAUUAGUAUAAAAGUGACUUUCAUAAUAGACUAAAGUCACCUUUACAAUUUGAAGACUGAUUUACAAGAAAAAAUAUUUUCAAAAUGGUGGAAAUUAAUUGUGUAUGUUGCCAGAGAAUAGCAGACAUACGAGGUAAAAUGUUAAUUUUGACAAUAUCUCAGAUUGAGAGUACUGACAUGCUAACUGACAUGUAUGUUUUUUUUUUUAAAGUAUUGGGUAUAAGCUUUUUAUUUAGUUUGGAUCUAGUAAUAAGAAUGUUUAAACUGAUGAGCUGCACAAAGUAUUUCUUACUUUCUUACUCAUAUGUAUGGGGCAUAGGCUAUCAACAAGAAUUCUCCAUUCAUCUCGAUCCCUCCCUUUUCUUUCCAGUUGCUUCCAGGUGUUUCCCAUGCUUUGUGUGUCUGCCUUUAGCUCAUGUCUCCAGGUAUUUUUUGGCCUUUCCUCCUUUUUCACUCUGGGUUACAUGUUAUGGAUUGUGUGGUGAUGUGUUUUGGGGGUUUACGAAGAGUGUGCCCUAUCCACCUCCAUCAUUUCCUUACGAUCUCUUUAGCAAAAGGCUCUUGGUAUGUCCUCUCCAGUAAUGAUUUUGGCCAUUUUAUGUUUAGGGUCUUUCUAAGGCAAGUGUUUGUGAAGAUCUGCACUUUCUGCAUCAUGCUUGUUGUUGUUCUCCAAGUUUCAACUCCAUAUAGUAGGACUGAUGUUUUGUUGUGUAAUUGUGUUGAAAAACAUUAUGAGCUUUACAAUGUAUUUCUUUAAUUCUAUUUCUAAUCAAAAUCAGUAAUUAAAAUCAAUACUCUGCAUUUCUUCCAGGCCCCCUGGUGUGCAUGGGAUGUGGAGAAGGGGGUUUGGAUGAACUCAAGAGCAACCUGGAUGACUCUCUGCCCAUGUACGGCUUGUAUCGCAUCAGUCACACAGACGCUGAUGAGAUCACUACGGUCAAGUUUGUUUACAUUUGCUGGUCAGUGUGCUCAUACAUAAAAAUAUAUUCAACUAUUGGGUCAUUAAAACAAAUAAGAAAUAAGAAAUUUGUUUAAACUUAAAAUUUCACUGCUUGAUAUCACUGGAUAUUUUCACUAAAUGCUUGUUACAAUUACAAUAUUUCAUAAUGUAGAAAUAUUUCAUAACUUAGAAAUGUCUCAUAACACAAAUAUUUCAUAACAUAUAGAAAUAUUUCUUAUCUUAGAAAAUAUAUUAAAUAAAAGUAUAAGCCCCUUUCCAUUUUUAAAAAAAAAAUUUUAUUUAAAAAAUUUUUUUUUCUAUUAAAUAUAUUAUUUGGGAGCGAAAUGUUUGUGUAUUGCAUUAAUAUAAUCUCAAUUACUUGCAUAAAUCCAACACUUAUCACAAUUAAAAUACUUCACAUUUGAAGCUUGGAUAUUGUGCCUUAAAGUUAUGUUGCCAGUAUCUCCCAAUCAUUGGGAUGACCAACUUAAAGUACACAACUAGAACUUAUAUUGGUCUUAUUCUAAAGAAUCAAAUGCAGAACCUCUUACGAAUUCACUUCAUCUUUGACCAGGGUAGGGACAAAGGUCAAGCCAAUGGCCAAAGCAAAAAUCUCGACCCACAAAGGAACAGCUGAAGAGAUUUUCUGCCCUGCCCAUGUCACAGUGUAUGCCUCGGAGCUCUCGGAUAUUGUUGAACGUAACAUUAUGGAGAAGGUUCGUAGCUAUACUUUAUAA
Molecule: messenger RNA, 5642 nt
Organism: Lymnaea stagnalis (great pond snail)
Lineage: Eukaryota; Metazoa; Mollusca; Gastropoda; Lymnaeidae
Source: the annotation of a GenBank genome assembly